Agelaius phoeniceus (red-winged blackbird) is the source of this 3522-nucleotide messenger RNA. The record is from RefSeq and is a predicted model, not a curated record. Lineage: Eukaryota; Metazoa; Chordata; Aves; Passeriformes; Icteridae.
UCGGGAGCCGGGCGCGGCUGGCGGCGGCCCCGGGUGGGAUCAUGGCGGACGGCGUGGACCACAUCGACAUCUACGCCGAUGUGGGCGAGGAGUUCAACCAGGAGGCUGAAUAUGGUGGGCAUGAUCAGAUUGAUUUAUAUGAUGAUGUAAUUUCUCCAUCUGCAAAUAAUGGAGAUGCUCCAGAGGAUCGUGAUUACAUGGAUUCUCUUCCGCCAUCUGUUGGGGAUGAUGUAGGUAAAGGAGCUGCACCAAAUGUUGUCUAUACGUAUACUGGAAAGAGAAUUGCCUUGUACAUUGGAAAUCUCACUUGGUGGACAACAGAUGAAGACUUAACUGAAGCAGUUCAUUCACUGGGGGUAAAUGACAUUUUGGAGAUAAAAUUUUUUGAAAAUCGUGCUAAUGGCCAGUCUAAAGGGUUUGCCCUUGUGGGUGUGGGAUCGGAAGCAUCCUCCAAAAAGCUGAUGGAUUUGUUGCCUAAAAGAGAAUUACAUGGCCAGAAUCCUGUUGUAACUCCGUGUAAUAAACAGUUUCUGAGUCAAUUUGAAAUGCAGUCAAGGAAAACCACACAGUCUGGCCAGAUGUCUGGGGAAGGUAAAGCUGGUCCCCCGGGAGGAAGCUCACGAGCAGCAUUUCCACCUAGUAACAGAGGUCGGGGCCGUUUUCCAGGUGCCAUUCCAGGUGGAGACAGAUUCCCUGGACCGGCAGGGCCAGGAGGGCCACCACCACCUUUCCCAGCUGGACAAACUCCCCCACGUCCACCCUUAGGUCCUCCUGGCCCACCAGGCCCACCAGGCCCUCCACCACCUGGUCAGGUCCUCCCACCUCCAUUAGCUGGACCUCCUAAUCGUGGUGAUCGUCCACCACCACCAGUUCUGUUUCCAGGACAGCCUUUUGGUCAGCCUCCACUUGGGCCACUUCCUCCAGGCCCUCCACCACCAGUUCCAGGCUAUGGGCCACCACCAGGUCCACCACCACCUCAGCAGGGUCCACCUCCACCUCCGGGUCCAUUUCCCCCUCGUCCACCUGGCCCUCUUGGGCCACCCCUGACUCUUGCUCCUCCUCCACAUCUCCCUGGGCCACCGCCAGGUGCUCCACCACCAGCACCACAUGUGAAUCCAGCUUUCUUCCCCCCACCUGCCAAUAGUGGCAUACCCACUUCAGACAGCCGUGGCCCACCUCCGACAGACCCAUAUGGCCGACCUCCACCAUAUGACAGAGGUGACUAUGGGCCACCUGGAAGGCGUUUCACUGGAAAUAACAUGUCCAUAAGAGAAAAAUUACAUAUUCCAUUCUAUGGGAGGCACACGAAAAAUAAUACUCAAAACUCAGGGAGAGAAAUGGAUGCUGCGAGGACACCUCUAAGUGAAGCAGAAUUUGAAGAAAUCAUGAAUAGAAAUAGGGCAAUCUCAAGCAGUGCCAUUUCAAGAGCUGUAUCAGAUGCCAGUGCUGGGGACUAUGGAAGUGCUAUAGAGACCUUGGUAACUGCGAUUUCCUUAAUCAAACAGUCCAAAGUAUCUGCAGAUGAUCGCUGCAAAGUACUUAUUAGCUCUCUUCAGGACUGCCUUCAUGGAAUUGAGUCCAAGUCUUAUGGUUCUGGAUCCAGAAGACGUGAGCGAUCCAGAGAGAGGGACCACAGUAGGUCACGAGAAAAAAGUAGGCGGCACAAAUCACGUAGUAGAGACCGUCACGAUGACUAUUACCGGGAAAGGAGCCGGGAGAGGGAGAGGCACCGCGAUCGUGACAGAGAUCGUGACAGAGAGCGGGACAGAGAGAGAGAAUAUCGUCACCGUUAAAGAAGCACCUGACAUGAACACAGGUUUCCUGCAGCCAGGUUGAUGCUGUUGGACUUCAGACUCGCCCCUUUUUCUUUUUUUCUUAAACUGUGUACCUCAGUUCCUCACACAUGGGAUCACUGGUGUUAAUUGAACUAUUUGCUUCUGAGAAGAUAUUUCACGUGUUUGUUUAAUCCUGUUUGAAAAUGAAAACUGCCUUUAAAUAUUUUGUAAAACUGAAAGUUGUAUCAAGCAAGUCAUGAAUCACUUCUUGCUUUUUUUGUGAAUAGGUAUUGGUUACAAACAGUACUGUUGUAACUUCGUUUUCUUUACUUAAAAACAUUGUUUACUACUGUGUGUAAUAACUUUAAGGAAGAAAUUACCUGCCUGUAGCAGUUAAAUGGGGAAUAGCUAAUACUGGAAAAGCAGCAGGUAAGUAAUGUUCCAUUGCGUAGAUAUAUGAAAUUUUAAAAUAAAAAAAAGUAACGUUACAAGCAUUUUAUGUAGGAACUGAUAUUUUAGUCCACAUUGAAAUAGAUUUGAGACUGUUUCUCUUUUUACAUAGAUUGUCAUUUCUCAUUCACAUAUUUCCAUUGCUGGCAAUGGAAAUAGCAGGGAGAGAAUAGCAGGGGGUAAAUAAUGUAAGUUAAAGAGAAUGACCAUUGUGACCUGAGAGAUGAGAUCCCUGUAUGAAGCCCAUUAUUUCUGCCUGUUCUCCAGAUUUAGUUUUAACCGAUAAAUGUACUGUGUUGCAUUUUAGGUAAUACUCUCUUGUUGUAGUGAGCUUCCUUUGUUAGAUUUUUUUUUUAUAUAAAAGAAAAAAAAAUGUACAGAAAAAAUCCAAAGACCCUGAUAAACACCAAAAAGGAAUAUGCCUAAUGUACAUCAUGUGUAACUGGAUCUGUAGUAGAAUUUUUACCAAGUCUUGGUUUACUAAAGGUUCCUGCAAUUUCCUGUACACGUGCAGGAAAUGGGAGUUUAGAAACUUGCUGAAUGGUGGUGAUGCCAUGAUGGCUACUGCUGUUUAAUAUUCAUUCAAUUGUAUUUCAUUUCCUUUUGCUGAUGAAAGGAUGAAAUAAUCUCUGAGGAAAUACUUAAUUUUUUUCAAAUAUUGAGUUUAUAAGUAACAUUGAAAAUAUUAUCUUAAGGCUAUGUCCUUUAUCUUGAAAGACAAAACUAACAAGUAGUGACUUAGGGGUGGUGGUGCUUUACCAACAGAACUUGUUUUGGUGGUUCAUUUUUUAGAAGUAGAGGGUGGUUUUUUUAAAGUAAAAUUUUUACAGGAUUAUGCAUUUUGACAGGUCAAAGUACUUAAGAAGAAGAACAUAGCAUUUUGGAAACUGUACAGUCUUUUUUUUCCCCCCUCAUUUCUUUUUUGCUUUCUGUGCCAAUAUUUUUUGUUCUGAUGGCAUUUUGGAAAAUGUUUGUCAGAACUUCAGAUUUUUAUUUACAGUGUGGCUUAUAAGCUUGGAUAGCUGUUGUUUUUUGUGUUAAACAAGAUACUUUUAUUAAAUUUAGACAUUAGCUUUUUUCUUUAUGGACUGAGUACUUUCUGGUUUUGUUCCUUUGAAAUUGGUGAGGCUUAGUUUUUCUAACUGUAUUUUUUACCUGAUUGUUUAGUUGCAUACCCAAACCCUUGUAAAUGUUUUUUUUCCUAGUUGUAUGUGGAUAAUUGGAGAUUUAAAUGUUGUAUAUACUUGUCAUCUGUGUUUUUAGUAAAAUACAUGGCAUUCUUUGUAGAAAUACUUAA